Molecule: messenger RNA, 660 nt
Organism: Candidozyma auris
Lineage: Eukaryota; Fungi; Ascomycota; Pichiomycetes; Serinales; Metschnikowiaceae
Gene: VPS24
Product: ESCRT-III subunit protein VPS24
Exons: 2
Coding region: 1-660 (219 amino acids)
Biological process (GO): protein transport; endosome transport via multivesicular body sorting pathway; late endosome to vacuole transport
Cellular component (GO): multivesicular body; ESCRT III complex
Source: RefSeq, a predicted model, not a curated record
AUGGAUUACAUAAAAAGGGCCAUAUACGGGCCGGACCCCAAAGAACAGAUGCGCAAGAUUAACCUGUUGUUGAGGAAGAACAAGAGGGAAUUGGAUAGACUGUUGAGCCAGCUCCAACCGUUGAAAAAGAAGACGGAGGGGCUAAUCAAGAAGUCAGCCAAAGCUGGGGACUAUAAGCUGGCAAAGAUAUACGCUAGAGAACUCAUCAAUAUCAACAACCAGCACAAGAAGCUUCACCUCCUGAAGACUAGGCUUGAGUCGAUCACCAUGUCGAUCAAUGAACAGUGGCAGAUGAGGAAGAUGACGCAGUCGAUUCAGCAGUCAACGGGGAUUAUGAAAGAUGUGAACGCAUUGACAAACCUUGGGGUGAUCUCGGGGACAAUGCAGGAGUUGUCGAAGGAGUUGAUGAAAGCUGGCAUCAUAAACGAGAUGAUGGACGACAUGGUCGACUUGGACGUGGACGAGGAGCUAGAAGACGAGAGCCAGGAGGAGGUAAACAAGAUCAUUCAAAAUCUUACAGAAGACAAGUUCUCCAAGAUUGAAUCCGAGGUGCCUACCACAAGCAUGCCUGAGGAGGAGAUCGCUGCACCAGAAGAGGAGCAAGAGGACUUUGAAGCCCUAGAUCAGAUGAGACAGCGCUUGAAGGAGCUACAGGGCUAG